Messenger RNA from Haemonchus placei, 249 nucleotides. The record is from the annotation of a GenBank genome assembly. Lineage: Eukaryota; Metazoa; Nematoda; Chromadorea; Rhabditida; Trichostrongylidae.
AUGAGGUAAACAAAGCUAAAAACAACUGGUAGUGAUGUGGCACUGCUUGGUUGGGGGAAGGGACAUUCCGCCCGAUCGACGACUACACGACAGACACGAUGGCGAAUUUCUGGCUGCCCAUUCAGCUUAACGCAGACUUCAUGGAUACCCGGUUCGGGUAUUAGGUUGAAAUCGUGCUGCAACCAUCGGUCCACGCUAGCAGUCACCAAAUGGCUGUCAUACGAUAUUCGCUGUCCAUCUUUUAUGUAA